AUGAUCACCAUAACUGAUCCAAGCUACGGUGCUUGUAGUUACGACUACAAUCUAGAUAAUACCUCCAAAUUCUCAAAUUGCAAUUCCAACCUUCUGAUUCAAGUACUCUUAACAGUUGUAGUGGUUUUGAAGCUGCAAUGGUUUUGGAGUGAUGUGUUCUUCUUGUUCUAUGAACUCUGA
Arabis nemorensis is the source of this 180-nucleotide messenger RNA. The record is from the annotation of a GenBank genome assembly. Lineage: Eukaryota; Viridiplantae; Streptophyta; Magnoliopsida; Brassicales; Brassicaceae.